AUGGAACGGAUAACAUUUCUUACGGCGAUCAUUUCGUCUUUAGUUGGUCUAGCUAUGGCCGGAGACUAUCACUGUUUGAGCUACAAAUCGGCCACAACGGUAAUGGCCGAGUGCCGGAAACUGCUCGGAUACUCGCCGCAUGGUUCAUGGUAUGAAACGGAACCCUGUCAGGUGUACUGUGGAACAAGAAUCACCCGGAUGUGGAACGAAGAAUUGGGCGAGCCACUCAUAUCGAAUUCGGGUCGGUUUCAACAUGUCGGCAAUGAUACCGAUCACUUCCAACGAACCGUGAACAAUUGUUGGGAAAAUGUUAAAGCUAGUGUGCCGAAGUGCGAUCACUGCAGCCGAGCUGAUGCUGCGUUUAGCUGCUUCAAUACAGCAAACACUAGAAACGAGUCGUUCUUCAUACCUCAAACGGACCUUCAGCAUCGGCGGGUUCUGUUGGAGUGCGUCAACAUGCUGCAGAUCACGUCGCACGAGUUGGACUUCGUCAAGCGAAGUGGUUUGCUGAAUCAUCCGAAAGGCCGUUGUCUGGUGAGAUGUCUGAUGAUACGAGAGCAGCUGUACAGUGAAGUCAACGGGGUCGAUGUCUUCCGGACGUUGGUGCAACGGGGAGUUGACGGCAAAUCGCGGGAGUUCCGGAAGCAUGUUGCCAACUGUGUUCAAUAUCUACAACGGUGCUUUCUAGAUCGCUGCACUCUGGCGGCUCGGAUUGCGGCGGAAUGCUUUGGGGAAAGGAUAUGGCCCGCUAUCAAUAAAAUUGUUGAAGAUCUUUGA
Messenger RNA from Uranotaenia lowii, 777 nucleotides. Its product is annotated as general odorant-binding protein 45-like. The coding region runs from base 1 to 777 and encodes 258 amino acids. Gene Ontology annotation, molecular function: odorant binding. Gene Ontology annotation, biological process: sensory perception of smell. Lineage: Eukaryota; Metazoa; Arthropoda; Insecta; Diptera; Culicidae. The transcript has a single exon. The record is from RefSeq and is a predicted model, not a curated record.